Wyeomyia smithii (pitcher-plant mosquito) is the source of this 465-nucleotide messenger RNA. RefSeq lists its product as uncharacterized. The transcript has a single exon. The coding region runs from base 1 to 465 and encodes 154 amino acids. The record is from RefSeq and is a predicted model, not a curated record. Lineage: Eukaryota; Metazoa; Arthropoda; Insecta; Diptera; Culicidae.
AUGGGGCACAUGCGGUUAUUAACUCAAGCGGAACAGCUGGAGGAGAGCAAAGGAUUGGAACGGCCAAGAGUUUAUUAUUUGCCUCACCACGCUGUGGUUAAAGAAUCCAGUUCUACUACGAGGGUACGCGUCGUAUUCGGUGCUUCGGCGCGUACGGAUAGCGGGUACUCACUAAACAAUAUUCUUCUCAAGGGACCCCAAAUACAGGAUGAUUUGUUUAAUCUAUUGAUACGUUUCCGUAAGCAUGAAGUGGCGCUUGUAGGAGACGUAGAGAAGAUGUAUAGGCAGAUACUUAAGGACACAAAGGAUAUAUUUCGGCUAAGGAUAUUUUUUCGUUUAACGAAGGAUGGUCCCAUUGACGUCUACGAGUUACUUACUGUAACAUAUGGACUCACCCCUUCGUCCUUUUUAGCAACACGGGCGUUGCAGCAAUUGGCAGAAGACGAAGGAAAGGAGGGCACAUAG